GUGAUGCAGAGGCUCUGGAGGAAGCUCCUCAGUCCUGACCGUGCGCGCAGUGAGACCGGAGCGGGGCGCGGCGAGGUGCACGCUGCCUGCUGCUGCUGCUGCUGCACAUCCUCCUCCCCUGCAAACUUCAGCCAACAACAACCCGAGGCUCACUUUACACUGUCUCUCUGUUUGUUGUUCUGAUGGCAAACUGCAUUCGGAGUUUCAAUAUGCAAUAUCAGAGAUUGGAUGCCGUGGCGAGGGCAAGCCAGUGUGACUGGAUUACAUCUGGAUGAAAGGAAGUUUUUUGGAGGAUUUAUAGACACCCGAGUUGUUGCUCUCAUUUCAUUUGUGUAUUUAUUUUUCGAAAGCCCGGCGCACAGAGCUGCAGCCUCUCUUCUCUCUGAUGGCGAACCACACCGUGGACAACAUGACGGAGGUGAACGACUCGUCGGUGCGCGACAAUCACACCCUGGGCGCCUGGAGCGACUACACCGCCGAGUACAAGGUGGUCAGUGUGUUCCUGGUGUCCCUCAUAUGCGGCGUGGGCAUCGUGGGCAACGUCAUGGUCAUCCUGGUGGUGCUCACCACCAAGCACAUGCGCACGCCCACGAACUGCUACCUGGUGAGCCUGGCCGUGGCCGACCUGAUAGUGCUGACGGCCGCCGGGCUGCCCAACAUCACCGACGCGCUGUACGGCCAGUGGCUGUUCGGCUACGCGGGCUGCCUGGGCAUCACCUACCUGCAGUACCUGGGCAUCAACGCGUCCUCCUGCUCCAUCACCGCGUUCACCGUGGAGCGCUACAUCGCCAUCUGCCACCCCAUCAAGGCGCAGUUCCUGUGCACGCUGUCCAGGGCGAAGAGGAUCAUCCUGCUGGUGUGGGCGCUCACGUCCGUCUACUGCGUAAUGUGGCUCUUUCUGUCCGACACCAAAGAGUUGGUGUACGACAACGCGGUGCUGCUCAGCUGCGCCUACAGGGUGUCCAGGAGCCUCUACCUGCCCAUCUACUUCACCGACUUCGCGGUUUUCUACGUGCUGCCCCUCAUGCUGGCCACGGUCCUGUACGGGCUGAUCGCGCGGAUACUGUUCCUGAACCCGCUGCCGUCGGACCCCAAGGACGGCACCAAGAAGUGGAGGAAGCAGACGAGCCAGGGAGGGAGGAUGAUCCGCGGCGGCUCCUCCAGCAGCACCACGGCGGCCUCCCGCAGACAGGUGACCAAGAUGCUGGCGGUGGUGGUGAUCCUCUUCGCCCUGUUGUGGAUGCCCUACCGCACCUUGGUGGUGGUAAACUCCUUCCUGGACAAGGCCUACCUGGACACCUGGUUCUUGCUCUUCUGUCGCCUCUGCAUCUACUUCAACAGUGCCAUUAACCCGGUCAUCUACAACGCCAUGUCCCAGAAGUUCCGCGCCGCUUUCAAGAAGCUGUGCCACUGCGGCCCCCAGCGCAUGGAGAAACCCGCCUCCUACAGCGUGGCGCUCACCUACAGCGUCAUCAAGGAGACGUCCAAUGGGGAAAGUCCCGACCACUUCACGAGAGAAAUGGACGAGCCGAACACACCGACGAAUCAGUAUCCGCCCACCACCAAGAGGAUGCCGUACGAGGCGCCUCCGCCGUCUGUAGCGGAUGUCAAAGUGUGAACACACAUGCUUCACCUAUCAAAGGAUAUCCGAGCGUCUGACAGCUGCAGUAUGGAUUCAGUCACCCGGUGGAUAUUACCGUCGGUUGCAGUUUAAUUUCUCUGAGGUGUUUUUCUCUCUGAAAUGUUUCCUUUACUUGACAAGCCCAUUUGCCAGAUGCCAAAUGGGUCGAGUUGAAUGAGUUAUCAUGGGCUGUCCAAAGUACUGUUUGGUUCAUCUGUAGAGAAGACAAAAGAGAGAGGAAAAAAGUCAUUUUCAUCUAAUGUAUCUGAAGAAUAAAGAAACACCUUUCUCUUGUAUAACCAGUAACAUAAACUGUUACAGGAAAAACUAAGCAUGAGAGCAGUUUGUCUUCACAGUUACUGUAUCUUCGUUGCACCAUUGGUUCGGAGUCAGACUGCCUCCCCAUCUUUUCCUCUCAAUGUCAAUGUCAAUAUUUAUCGCAACAGUAACGAAGUCGCUACGUCAUCAUUUGCUUUUGAUCUUAAGAUUCGCAUCAUCGGAGAUUCCUCUGGUAAGACGCAGAAGAAAAAAUCAACGGUUUGCCGCAUCAGCUGCACGGGUUGUUUCCUCAGCGUAGUGCGCCACCCAAUCAGGACGGACGUAGCCAAAGUAUCUCCACACAACACAUUUUACUACCUCGUUUAUUCCCCGACAGGUCUUCACAUUUUAGAUAGCUGGAGAAGUUGAGCUUUCAUUCUUCUGUACCAGCUCAAACAACCUUGCUACCUAUUUUUUGGGAAGGGUACUGUCCGUCUGUCAAAGACGACGGCUAUAGUGUUGAGCAGUAACGCAGCGCUUUACGGCAACAUGUUGCCAGUGUUGCCCAGUAUGUUUGCCAGUAUUUUUACAGACAGGUCCGAGUGGUUUUUGAUGGCGUCAUUUUUUUUUUUUUACGACGACACUCAUGAGACAAAAUCUGUGAUUUGUGGCACUACAAUAAAAUGAUAAGAGCAGAGCUGCGUACCACGACACAAAUACGUUCAUUUCUACAUUUAAACAAGGCAAUUCAAAGUGCCUUUUACCCAACGUUGUAAUACAAAGUGUAAAAGAAACAUAUUUAAUUAAAUUACGGGACUGUCCACCGGUCCGCAUUGGUCGGCACAAUCCUGCGACCUGACGUAAUUACCUAGUGUCCGAAGGCGUUUUGGUUUUUGCUCAUCUUGCCGUUGACUUCAUUGUAAAGUGCACAACAUAGAAUUCCCUAGACAGGGACUAGGAGGUAUAGUGCACGGGUGGGUGAUUUCGGACACAGCCCUUGUGCACACUUCGCGUCUUAUUAGCUGCUUUGCUGAUGUUACCCAACCGGGUGAGGCUUUGUUCAGGAAUCGGUUUGUGUUUACAGAUGGAGGGCUGAUUUGGACCCUGCAGCUCCACUGUGAGGACAGGACGUCCGUGCAGUCGUGGGCGCUGACGCAAAGCUGGCUGUCGAUGGCGAUUACGUGUCUAUAGGCUGGCCGUUUCUUAAAAGCACAUUGUCUUGUUCUUUCUUUAUUUAAUUUUUCUCUACACCUGUUGAAGAAAUUAAUACAGAUGAUGUAUUGUGCGUGUGUGCUUGUGUGUGAUGUAACUGAUUGCCUUUUCUGUUAGGUUAUUAGUAAAGAGAACCUCAAAAAACCUUUUGUGUAAUUUGUUUUGAGUAAAUGAUGAAAAGGAUAUGAAUUGAAAGUGAAUUACCUGAAGCUGCAUACGACAGGUGAGUGUUGGGUUUAGAUGUGGUGACAAACAUUGGAGAUUAUUGCCAGUGAAUCAGUCCAAUGUUUUGAUCAGGUAAAUUUCAUUUCCGAUCAGUGUUUAUACUGUUUAUAUCGCCCAGCCCGGGGACAUCGUUGUACCAGCAGUACCUGGUCUCUGCAGACCACUUGUAGCGAACAAAUCCCCCCUUUGUUCGUGUUCCUCCCCGACAGAAGCCAUGUAAUCCAACUGAAUCGAAAUGCACAACACCGUGACAUUUCAGUCUUGCUACUAGAAGGGAAAAGCGCAGACAUGGAAUUACGUGACCUUUCAAAAAGGUCCAGGCGAAGAGAGGGACGGCCGUCACAGACGUUCACAUGAACCCGCUGUAUUGAUUUCUAAAAAAAUCAUCGAACUCUAAUAAUUAACAGUGAUAGACAAUUUAAAAAAAAAAAAGAAAAAAUGAUGUUGCUUAGGUCUGCGUAAAGACAACAGCUGUGGACUCUCUGAGGAGCCUGUGAAGGACAGUGACCAGUGUACAGUAAUAACAAUAAUGAGGGAGUCGCGUGUAAGGGGGUCGUCACGGGGUCAAAUAACUCUGGGGCCUGUAAUUCACCGAGAUUGGCUCAGACUGCGGAGUGCAGCACUUUUCCGUGAUUUAGCUGCUCGGCAAAAAGCCACAGAGCAACGAUGGAAUGUGUAAAUAGAUCGCGACAAAGUGAUCCGCACUUGAGCUGGUGCAAUGGAGCGGUGCAAGUGUAUGGCUCACCUUGUCUAUUAAGAGAGAAAAUGUCUUUAGCGGUUUCUUUAGCCCGGCACGUGGAAAUUGAAGAGCACUCAGGCUGUGAAUGCUGAGUGGACUCAGUGGAACGGGCCCGCGUUCGCACGGAACAGCGGGAUCGUUGGUCCAUGUUGUACAAGUCUGGAAGUGAUCGUGCGGUGCAAUGUGAAAUUAACUCAAUAUUGUGUUUUCAAAUGUGUGCCAGUGAUUGCAUUUUGAAUAUAAUAGUAAUAUAAUACAUAAUGCUCUCUGUUCUGCAUGGCAUGAGCACGAGCUUCUGUGACGUGGGCACAGAGAUGAGGAAAAAGCUGAUGAUGUAUUUCCGACUGAGGCGAUCGAUUUGUGCACAUUUCUGUGUCAAGGUACAUUCUUUUUUUUUUCUCUCUCUCUCUCUCUCUCUCUCCGGCUCUUGCUGUUUGAUGGAUUGCUUUGUAUUUUGUAUUUGUUUCUUUGUCUACAAUAAAUUCUCAAUAAUUGCA
Molecule: messenger RNA, 4552 nt
Organism: Scophthalmus maximus (turbot)
Lineage: Eukaryota; Metazoa; Chordata; Actinopteri; Pleuronectiformes; Scophthalmidae
Gene: trhra
Product: thyrotropin-releasing hormone receptor a
Exons: 2
Coding region: 386-1618 (410 amino acids)
Biological process (GO): phospholipase C-activating G protein-coupled receptor signaling pathway
Cellular component (GO): membrane
Molecular function (GO): thyrotropin-releasing hormone receptor activity
Source: RefSeq, a predicted model, not a curated record